AUGUCCGCUCCUUUGUCUGAUGAGGAGACGGUGACCUAUACCCGUAUUAUUGAUAGCAUCCUCGCGGAGUCCGACCUUAGCACCGUCACUAGGAAGAGGAUCCGGCAGGGCCUGCAGGAGGCCAUCGGCGAGGACCUCAGCUCUCAAAAGGACGCCAUCAAGAUACUGAUCGAGGACCGCUUUGACGCCGCUUCCACCGCCGCUGCCGAGGCCGAGGCCGACGCUGUGGGCCAAGGUUUCGAGCAAAAUGGGACAAAUAGCGACAACACGACACCCUCCGCGGAAACCCACGACGACGGGGCCGACAACAACGAUGACGCCAUCCGUGUGUCGCUGCCGCCAGCAAACAAGAAACAGAAGCGGGAAAGCUCUAGCGAAGAAGCCGACGCGCGCCUAGCGGCCGAGCUACAGGCGCAAGAGAAUCGUCUUUCGCGUGGGCGGGUCACGCGUGGCGCCGGCAACAGCUCGGCCAAGAAUGGCCGGGCCAAGGCGAAACCUAGGACGACCAAGAAAAAGAGCGCAAAAAGGGUACGGUCGGAUGAUGAUAGCAACGGUGACGAUUCGGACGCCAGCGCGAAGCCCAAGCGCAAGGCCGGGGGCGGCUUUCAGAAACCGUUUAAUCUAAGCCACUCGUUGGCGGAUGUGUGCGGGGAGAGUCAGCUCUCCCGUCCGCAAGUAGUCAAGAAAAUCUGGGACUACAUCAAGGGCAACAGCUUGCAGGAUCCCAGCGAUAAGCGACAAAUCCUGUGCGACGAAAAGCUGCACGCCGUCUUCAAGCAAGACAAGGUUAAUAUGUUCUCCAUGAAUAAGCUGCUCGGCAACCAACUAUAUCCUGUUGAGGAGUGA
Molecule: messenger RNA, 846 nt
Organism: Dichotomopilus funicola
Lineage: Eukaryota; Fungi; Ascomycota; Sordariomycetes; Sordariales; Chaetomiaceae
Exons: 4
Coding region: 1-846 (281 amino acids)
Biological process (GO): nucleolar large rRNA transcription by RNA polymerase I; transcription initiation at RNA polymerase I promoter
Cellular component (GO): nucleus; RNA polymerase I upstream activating factor complex
Molecular function (GO): RNA polymerase I cis-regulatory region sequence-specific DNA binding
Source: RefSeq, a predicted model, not a curated record